Vanrija pseudolonga is the source of this 906-nucleotide messenger RNA. RefSeq lists its product as uncharacterized. The record is from RefSeq and is a predicted model, not a curated record. The coding region runs from base 1 to 906 and encodes 301 amino acids. The transcript has 4 exons. Lineage: Eukaryota; Fungi; Basidiomycota; Tremellomycetes; Trichosporonales; Trichosporonaceae.
AUGGCACACCGGCACACGUACACGUACGGCGCGGUCGACGUCGACGACAGCCUGCUGCCGUCGCCGCCGCCCGAGGCGGAGACGGACGCGCUCCUCGCCCCCUCGGAGCACGCGCACGCCCCGCACAGCGGAGACAUUGAGGCCGAUGCGUGGGCGGCGGGGAAGCGCGCCGCGCACGUCCGCGCGGCGUGGGCCGACUGGCUCAACGAGGACCUCGGCCCACCGGACAUGGUCUACUCGAACCUCGUCAUCACGCUCAGCACGUCCAUGCUCGACGCAGUCAUGUUUACCCUCUUCGGAACGUUCACAACCAACCAGACGGGCAACACGGUGUUCCUUACCCUCGCCGCCCUGCACAGGGGGAGCAAGAAGCUGAUCCUGACGGCCACCGCGCUGGGGGGGUUCUUUGGCGCCGGGCUCCUGUUUGGCCAGCUCGGAGCGUACUUUGGCCAUAGACGCCGCGUGUGGGUCCUCACGACCAUGACCUACCAGGUCGUCGUGCUCGCCGCCUUCUGCUUCCUCGUGUCCCCGCUCGCGCCAGAGGCGUACACCCCGGAAGGGGUACACGCGUGGGUCCCAAUGCUGCUGUCUGCCAUCCAGGGCGGGCCGCAGGUAGUCAUGGCAACAAACCUCGGCGUCCCCGAAAUGCCAACGGCGAUGGUCACUUCCGCGUAUGCCGGCCUGAUCUCGGACACGUUCUUGUUUAGCCACACGGCGCAGGUGCCGCGCGACAGGCGGAUAGUCUACUUGACCAUCUUCUGGAUCGGCGCCUUCCUCGGCCUCGGCGCGGAGCAGUUCAUCUCGGCGUGGUUCGCCAGCUCGCUCGCGUGCUUGUUCAAGGCCAUUGCGCUCAUCAUGAUUUGGCGUUCGCGCUCUGCCGAGGAGACGCGCGGACGGCACUGGUAG